AUGGCUCGACAGGCUCAACGGCGUCGUGAAGGAACUCUACGCCAGCCUGACGUGCCCUAUGCCGUGCUGCCAGGUGGAGAAGAGCGCGCCCAGGGCGCGUCAGCACCGAGGCCGCCCAUCUACCGGCCGGGUCCGCCAUCCCACCCACCCGCCGCAGCGACACUGGCUGCUUCGCCGCCGUGCCGAGCCAGCGUGCCGCCUGCAGCCGCUGGCUCGCCAGCUGGCACCACUGCCACCGGCCCCGACCCGCCAGCACCAGCCACAGCCCAGCCGCCACCACCACCACUGCCCGCCUCACGAGAGGUCCUCGCGGCGUUCCAACCAGCCGGCCGAUAUAUGCAGCGCUGGAGCGACAAGUUCGCCCUUGUCGAGGGGCAUUCAGACGCCGCCCCGCCGACCCACAGCCGGCUGAUGCUCAAGACGCUGGUGCCCACGAGCAUCGGCGGCCAGCUGGGUGGACCCAUAAGGGACGAGCUCGUGGGGAGGCUCAAGAGGGAGGCGGAGGCCAUGAAGGCCAUGAAGGGACGGACAGGAGAUGGCGGCCUACCCAUCGCGGCCGAGGUGGUCGCCGAGGGCGACAUUCUAGAGGGCGAGGAGGUGCCGAUCCGCCUCAUGGGUGAGGAGUGGCAGAAGCACCGGGACGGCGGCUACAAGGGCAACCGCCCGGCCGUAGCCAACACGCGUGUCGAGGCGCGCCUCUACGGCCACUUCCUGCUGUCGAACUUCGCCGGUGAGUCAGACAAUGAGAGAGGGCCACAGCCAAACGAAAUCACAUCACGUGUAAAUCUAUGUAUUUCACUGCCUGUCUGUCUGUGUUGGUUUCAUUCGUUCAGCACUCCUGCGGGAAGCCACCCGAGCAGAGCUGGAGGAGCAGCAGCCCCCACUUCCACCCCCACCCCCACCCCUGCCCCAACCGUCAAGGGCACCACCAGCUGCCGCGUCUGCUGCUGCCCCAGAGGGCCACCGACACAGCCACCCAGUGGACCCGCCGGCCACCGACACACUGCCCCAGGCCCCCAAGCCACAGCACCCACCCCGACAGGCCCUGAUCCCGGACGAGGACGAGGACUACGUUCCGUCGACCAUCCUGCGUGCGCGUGCCGAAAAGGCCGCCAAGGAGGCCAAGAUGGCGCGGGCGAGGGAGGCGGAGAGUGGGGAUGAGGGAGAGGAGAAGGAGACAGCAGCAGGCAGAGGUGCGCCCUGGCGGGCUGUGGACCGGCAGCGUCAACCUCACUGACAUCCUCCACAUCCGCUGCGGCCGCCUGAAGCAUCCGAGCGUCAAGUCGCGGGCCACGGCAUGGAAGCUGCAGCUCAUCAAGCAGACGAUCGACCGCCUCAACCUCAGCAAAGGCGCCUACCGCGAGCUCAUCGUGAAGGGCAAGUUAGGUAGGUGCACAUUUCGCACACGAUACCCCUGCACUCAUGCAUUGUCCCCAUGUCUCUUUAUUUUCAGGGAGUUCUCAAUCGCUGUCUGCAUUUUAUAUUUCCUGUGUCUCUUCAUCUGAGAUCAACGAGGGAAUAUGCCGGUCCCCCGUUCGUCGAGCCGCCGAGUCGCCGAUGGAAAGCCAAGCUUGUCGUCUCUCCCGCCACAGACGACAUCAGCCGAAUUUCACAGGCGAUUGCGCACUUCGCUACGUGGCGACUCGCCAUCUUCCACGACGACGAUGAGGCGAAGUGGUGUGUCCUCGAGGUACCCACACACUCACACACAUGGCCAUACACGGACGCAGAAGUGAAAGGCAGGCAGGUGCACGUUGCCCUUCCUUUCUCUUCAGAUCAGCGAUGAGGAGGAGAGGCCGGCCCCCUGCCGUGGUGGGAGAGGAUGGGCCUCUCACAGCUGGCGAACCCCCGAGAGUUGUCAUGGCGACACCGCUCAAGGGACUUGGCUGGAGGUAGGUGGCUGGCCGGUACAUCAAGUCGAUGAUACAGACAGCAUCACUCUUGCUUCGUGUGCUGUGUUGUGUGUGUGCGUGUAGACUUGAGUGACUACUGGGUGGAUAGUACACCGCCAUGAGCGAGAGGGGGACAUGGUGAGAAGCGGGAACGGACACGUCAUUACGAUGGAUUCAUUGUUCUGCUCCGUCAUCUUUUCCCCGACAGUUCCUGUUCCCGGACGAGGACGAGGACUAUGUUCCGUCGACCAUUCUGCGUGCGAGUGCCGAGAAGGCCGCCAAGGAGGCCGAGAUGGCGCGGGCGAGGGAGGCGGAGAGUGGGGAUGAGGGGGAGGAGAGGAGGCAGCAGCAGGCAGAGGUGCGGCCAGGCGAGCUGCGGACCGGCGGCGUCAACCUCACUGAUAUCCUCCACAUCCGCUGCGGCCGCCUGAAGCACCCCAGCAUCAAAUCGCGGGCCACGGCACGGAAGCUGCAGCUCAUCAAGCAGACGAUCGAGCGCCUCAACCUCAGCAAAGGCGUCUACCGCCAGCUCAUGGUGUCGUGCCUGUCGUCGCUGGAGGGCAUCCAUGGGGCUGAGUGGGUGCACGGGGAUACCAAUGGCCAGAAUGCCAUGGUCGUGUGGGAUCCCGUCACCCGCCGCCUCGACAGCCCGUGGAUCGACUUCGAGGUGGCCAGGCCGACCACCGAGGCCGAGCAGCCCCUGACGACCACUCCACCCACACUGUGCCACGUGGAGCCGGUGGCGGUUCCCCCUCCCCACUGCGACCCAACGGCACUGAGACGUGUGGCCAAGGUGAUAGGGUGGUCAUCGACCAGAGCAAGCCCAGCACGGUCGCAACGGCAGCACCGCAGUCGCCCCUCUAUGGUGCCUUCAGCCGCAUGGCGGACACCUACACCAUCUGCUCGCUUGCCGCCGCCAUCCUCAUGGGUCCCCACAUGGACCACCCGAGCGGCCCCUCGCGCAACCACGUCAUCUUUUCCCCCGCGACCUUCACGGGUCCCUUUAUGGACCCGCCGAGCGGCCCCUCCGACACCCACCCCUUCUGUGGGCAGGAGCUGCCCUUCUUCCCGGGGGCACAUGGGGCCCGCAGCAGCAGCAGCAGAUCUCUGUACGGCCGCCACUUUGAGUCGGUGAAGGAGGAGGAUGCGCUCAUUAAGGAGGCCAUCGAGAUGGGGGGCGAGGGGGGGAAAAGGGCGCUGCACGAGAUUAACGACGAGAAGCCGACGAAGCGCCACAAGUGGCUGGUGGGGGCGGUGGAGCAGCGGCUCGUGUGGGAGGAGCAGAGGGGAGAGGCGCGCGACGAGGAGGCCGUGCAGGACCUCAGGAUGGCUCUGGUGCUCGUCAAGGAGGAGAUGUGUCCGGACGAGGGCGAGAGGCGCCCACUGCGUGAGAUAAUCCAGUAAGUAAGGAAGGCACGCACUCGCACAUCCACUUGACAGCAAGCAGCAUGUAUCAUGUGUCUGUGCGGGUCUGUGUGUCUUGUUCCUGCUGCAGGCACUGCCACGAGUUCCUCUUAGUAGUCUAG
Messenger RNA from Vitrella brassicaformis, 3418 nucleotides. The record is from the annotation of a GenBank genome assembly. Lineage: Eukaryota; Vitrellaceae.